CUUCUUUGACGCUGACCUUCUUCUCGCACUGCACUUUUCGAGUAGACCAUAUUCACCUGUCACAUUUGGCAAAGUGCCCUCUUUCGUUGGGAACGGUUUGGAUAGGAGGUGGGAAUUGGGCUGAUCGCAAUACUCCGGCCGUGGCUUCGCGAGACGUCAUUGUCACGCCGGUAAAGUGUAAAACCAAGCGUCAAAGCCACAGCGUCGCUCUGGUCACCAGCAGCGCCCACGUCACCCUCCCACGGCACAGGCUAAGGUCAUACAAACCUGCCGGCUGCGCGCUACUCGCCGACAGCUUUAAUCCUGCCACUGUCCGACCUCGUCCUCGCUUUGCUGCUGCUGCUGCUGCUGGCUCUCGGUUUCAGGACGAACUACAGCGAGCCACACGACAACAAAGGCACGAGCCCGUCUCUGGCAUUCCCCUGUCAGCCCUCCCACCAGCGACACUGUAGUCUGCAAUGGCAGGCGCACGCCCCAUCCUCGCCAUCACGGCGCUCGUCCUGACCGCUGGUGCCAUCGUCCUGCAAUUCUUCAUCAUUCUGUCCGGCCUCAACCCAUCGCCAUUGAACCUGGUCUACUUCCUGCAGUCGACAACAAACGGCAUCUCGAACGGCAACGACCAAUACCGCAACCCAGCGCGAUGGACCUACCUCGCCAUCUGCGGUGCUGAUGGCAGCCGAAAUGUCGACUGUGGCCCAAAGCGCGCUGCUAUUCCUUUCGACCUCGCGAGAAACUUUGGCACUGAGACUGGCGUGCCAGAGCCAUUCCUCGACAACAACUCCUACUACUAUCUCAGCCGCGUCGCCUGGGCUUUCUACCUGAUUGCUCUGUUCUUCUCGGUCGUCACCUUCUUCAUCAGCGUGCUCGCCAUCUGCGCGCGUCUUGGAGCAUACCUGACUGGCUUGUUCGGCCUGAUUGCCUUCAUGAUGCAAGCUGUUGCUGCUGCAUUGAUGACUGCCUGGACUGUCCGAGCCCGCAACCAGCUCAACUCCAACGGCCAAGAGGCCAGCCUCGGACGCUACGCCUACGGUUUCACAUGGGGAUCAGUCGCAGCCCUCUUCAUCGCCGCAGUCUUGGUCUGCAUCGGUGGUGCCGCUGGCAAGGACAGCAGCAAGACAAAGACCUCAUACUUUGGUCGCAAGAGGAGCACACGCAGCAGGGGAAGCUUCAUCGAUAGCUCGAGCGACCGACGCGUCAAGGACGAGUAUGGCAUCCCAGCACCGACUUCCUAUGCUCGUGACCCAGCAUAAAUGCGCGGUGCUAAUAUGAGGCUCGCAGGUACGAUUAAACGCGUCUCGCCAUCAUAAUUAAUUCAACGCGACGAAGUACCAUGAACGACAGCACCCAAGCACGUGUGAAAGACGGGGAAAGAUGAUGGGUGAAGAGUUAUAUCUCGUAACGUUCGACAUGUAUUGACGCCUCUUACGACUGCACGGCUAGUUUUUGAUGCCACCAGAGUUUGAAUAUACGAUACCAACUGGAAUAAGUCUGACCGAAAGAAGAAAAAUAUGUAAUGUGUUUUCCGAUGUAAUGAUAUCAAAUCUUCUCAGAUGCUCUUCCUCCCCA
This is a messenger RNA of Cercospora beticola, 1566 nucleotides long. The record is from RefSeq and is a predicted model, not a curated record. Lineage: Eukaryota; Fungi; Ascomycota; Dothideomycetes; Mycosphaerellales; Mycosphaerellaceae.